Molecule: messenger RNA, 1236 nt
Organism: Neoarthrinium moseri
Lineage: Eukaryota; Fungi; Ascomycota; Sordariomycetes; Amphisphaeriales; Apiosporaceae
Exons: 2
Coding region: 1-1236 (411 amino acids)
Biological process (GO): proteolysis
Molecular function (GO): aspartic-type endopeptidase activity
Source: RefSeq, a predicted model, not a curated record
AUGCGCAACAUGAUUGCUUCAGUCUUUGUGCUUUUCGCUGCAGGCUUUUCUGGUCUAGCUAACGCGGUACCGCUUCAAAUCAACAAUGGGACCUUCAGUGUAACCACUCAUCCGAAUCCUGAAUUUGUAGCCCACGGCCCGACUGCUAUGUAUAAAGCCUAUCUCAAGUAUGGAAAGACACCUCCACCCGCACUGCUGAGAACUGUUACAGACUACCGAGCUCAGAAGAAAGCCAAACGUGAGUCCGGCAGCGUUGUAACCACCCCUGAGAUACUCGACCAGGCCUGGUUAACUCCAGUACAAAUUGGCACUCCUGGACAGACACUCAAUCUGGAUUUUGACUCAGGCUCUUCGGACUUGUGGGUUUUCAGCAGCUCCACCCCGGCGUCUCAAUCUCGUGGUCACAGCGUUUUCUCUCCUGGAAAAAGCAGCACAGCCAAAGAGAGUCCCGGCUACACUUGGAGUAUCACGUACGGCGAUGGAAGCUCAUCUUCCGGUACCGUUUACACCGAUGUUGUUGACGUUGGCGGACUUUCCUUCCCAUCCCAGGCUGUAGAGACCGCCAACAGAGUUUCACCUGAGUUCACACAGGAGACGAAUCUUGACGGACUUUUAGGUCUAGGCUUCAGCACCAUCAAUGCAGUAAAACCUACAGCUCAGAACACGUUCUUUGACAACAUCAAGUCAGACCUGAACCAGCCUCUGUGGACCGUUGACUUGAAACACCAAGAACCGGGCACCUAUAACUUUGGAAACAUUAACUCCUCUCUACAUACCGGAGAGAUACACUAUGCUAUAGUCAACACUCGCCGAGGUUUCUGGACUUUCACCGCAACGAGUUACAGCGUUGGUGGAGCUAUCGGCGGCAGUAUCACCGGUAUAGCCGACACAGGCACAACCCUUGCCUUGCUUCCAACUGCUGUUGCCAAGGCCUACUACUCCAAGGUCCCCGAUGCUUUGUACGACAACUCUCAAGGAGGAUAUGUUUUCCCCUGCGCUGCCAGUCUUCCCGAUUUCACCUUUACCGUCGGUGGCGGCGAGAUCACCAUCCCGGGCAAUUACAUUAACUAUGCCCCACUCACACCUGGUAGCAAGACUUGCUUCGGAGGCAUCCAAGGAAAUACUGGCAUUGGAGAAGUUAUCUUUGGUGAUGUUGCGCUGAAAUCAGCCUUCGUGGUCUUUGAGAACUCUGGUGAUACAGCGCGAAUAGGAUGGGCCAAGAAGACGUUAGGCUAA